Molecule: messenger RNA, 1310 nt
Organism: Momordica charantia (bitter melon)
Lineage: Eukaryota; Viridiplantae; Streptophyta; Magnoliopsida; Cucurbitales; Cucurbitaceae
Product: FKBP-like peptidyl-prolyl cis-trans isomerase family protein
Molecular function (GO): peptidyl-prolyl cis-trans isomerase activity
Source: RefSeq, a predicted model, not a curated record
CGGGACACGGGGGAUGAGUGGCAUUUCGGGGAAUUCUGGAAAAGGGCGCCAUAUGGGAUGGGAAGACAUAUGAUCUUAAUCAGCAGAUUCAGGAUAAUGUCUUCAGAAUAACGGGAAACGGCCAUGUUAUAGCGUCUUCGCCAUUGCCUCUGCAGAAGAGAUGCUCGUUACUUGCUCAACGCCCUCUCUUACGUCCGGCCAAUAUCUUCCUCGUUGAAUACUGGUUGAUCUCUACUUGUUCCCUUAGUUUUACAAGUCUAUUGACACCAUCUGGCAGACAGGGCGGUUUCAACAUGGACAACAUCAAGAGAUUUCAUGAUUCAAAAUAAGCAAGUACGGCGCUACUGCUCCUGUCAUAGUUUCAACCAUAGCAGGGGAGAGAAUUCUCAUAUAUCAUUUUCUGAUCAGAAUUACAGGCGGAAGAUUCUCCAAUUUUUCUUAUCAACCACAGUUUUGUUUCCAACUUGGCAUUCUUCUGCCAAAACAAAGAGUAAGAAUCCAUAUGAUGAGAGGCGCUUAUUAGAGCAAAACAAACGGAUACAGAGAGAAAACAAUGCACCUGAUGACUUUCCAAGUUUUGUCAGAGAAGGUUUUGAGGUUAAGGUAGUAGCACCAGAGACCUACGUAAAAGGUGACUCUGGGCUCAUAUAUUGGGAUAUUGAAGUUGGUAACGGUGAUUUCCCAAAGGACGGUCAGCAGGUGACUUUUCACUACAUUGGCUACAAUGAGUCUGGUCGUCGUAUUGACAGCACAUACUUACAGGGUUCUCCUGCCAGAAUCCGUGUGGGCACUAAUGCAUUGGUCCCAGGAUUUGAGGAAGGAAUUCGUGGCAUGAAACCUGGGGGAAAGAGGAGAAUAAUAAUUCCACCAGAACUUGGACCACCUGUGGGGCCUUCCACAUUUUUCAGCUCAAAGCAGUUUGAAGUUUUUGAUGUGGAAUUGUUAAGCGUUCAGGAUUGUCAGAGGAGGACAAUAGCUUUUUACUCUGAUAUUGUCUGCAACUAGGAGUUGAAGAUUAUCUUUUUGGGAAACAUGAAUCUUUGAGAUGAAUAACCCUAAGCAGUCCAUACUGCUAAUGUAUAUCUGAAUUUAUUGCCUAUUAUGCUGAUAGACCUUUUGGAAAAUCAAAUGACCUCCAACUCCACCCCCCCACCCCAGGUGAGAUGUUCUCACAGUAAUUGAUCAUUAGAUUAAAGAGCAGAUUACCAAGUUGCAUGAUACUUUUCUUUUUCAAUGAUCUUACCAAUGAGAUCAACUGGAUAUAGAUUCGGCUCAAUUAUUAAAUUAGAAAGAAAAAUAUGUCUAAUCAA